This is a messenger RNA of Rhinocladiella mackenziei CBS 650.93, 1683 nucleotides long. RefSeq lists its product as uncharacterized. Gene Ontology annotation, molecular function: DNA binding; TBP-class protein binding; protein heterodimerization activity. The record is from RefSeq and is a predicted model, not a curated record. Bases 1 to 1683 code for a protein of 560 amino acids. Gene Ontology annotation, cellular component: SLIK (SAGA-like) complex; SAGA complex; transcription factor TFIID complex. NCBI's taxonomy places the organism in Eukaryota, Fungi, Ascomycota, Eurotiomycetes, Chaetothyriales, Herpotrichiellaceae. The transcript has 2 exons. Gene Ontology annotation, biological process: DNA-templated transcription initiation; RNA polymerase II preinitiation complex assembly.
AUGGAAGGUAACACCCCUCAAAAUCGACCUGCUCAGCCGGCGCCGCAACAACAGGCUUCCUUGAUCCGCCCCGAACAAGUCCAGAGAUUGCCUCAACUUAAUUCAGCACAGAAGCAACAAUAUGAGGCGGGCGUCAAGAGAUUCUGGGAGAUCCUGAAUACCACUCCACAGGGAGAUCCAAAAUACAACGAGGCAUAUCAAGGUCUAGUGAAGACGUCAGGCCAGUUGAUGGCAGGUAUGAAACAAUGGCAACAAAAUGCGAAGCAACGAAUACAUCAACAACAGCAACAGCAACAGCAACAACAAGCUGCCAUACAACAACAGCAACCGACGCAAGCACAGGGACAAGCGCAGAAGCCUGCUCAAGCACCAGCCGCCACGGGCCAGGGCGGAAAUAGUACCAUGCAGUUCUCUCAACUGACGCCUGAAAUCCAGCGCAGAGUCAAUGAACAGCAUUUCUAUUAUCCACCAGCAAUGACCAAGGGAACCGAACCCGCUGAAGUGUGGUUGCGCGAGGCAAAGGCUCGAUUGGGACAGGCACUGCAGAGACUCCAGGUUGCCAAACAGAAGAAGGCUGAGUUUCAACGCCAGGCCCAACAACGACAGCAGCAAGGCAAUCCUUUGACGGCGCAGGAGACGGAAGUCUACAACAAUAAGAUUGCACAGUGUGACAGAGCUGUGAACGAGAGCACUUCUUUCAUGAAGAAGUUCAACGAGCAGCAAGAACAGUUCCGUGCUGCGCAGCCUCAGCAUCAAUUCACUAAGCAGGCCGUCGCUCCCGGUGAAGGCGCCGAGUCUGCCAAUGCCUCUCAGAUGCAAACUGGCGUGCAAGGACCUACGGCUCAUUCUAUCAGCAGUGCUGUUUCCGCCGCUCGGAGCCAAGCAAGCGCAGCCCAUGCCGGUAGCCCAACUGCCACCGCACCUCAAGCAGGACAGAGCAGCGGCGCCAACGCUCAGAAAACACCUGUAACUACUACUCAAACAUCGUUUCCUCCUUCUGGUCAGCCAGACAGUUCUGCAGGCCCUCGACCAGCCUCACAUUCAGGUCAACCCAUGGCACCUCAGGCGCAGCACGCGGCGCAGUCCGGCGCCCAACCUCAUCCUCUCAAUACGAGCAUCAACGGCGCGAAGACGGCUACUCCUGUCAUCACCAAGAACUUGCAAGUUGCCGAACCAAAGCCAGUCCCCAUGCCCGCUUCCCGACCGACCCUAACCGGCGGUGCUGGUGUUGGACUUCCAGGUCAACUUGCGCAGCCAGCCAUGACUGCGCUCCCUGGAUACGUUCUGGAGUCGAGUGAGGACGGACAUGUACUCUCCAAGAAAAAGCUGAAUGAGUUGGUGCGCGAAGUCUGUGGACCUGGCCCAAAUGACCAGCUUGAACCUGAAGUUGAAGAGCUCUUCCUCUCCAUCGCGGAUGAUUUUGUCGACGAAGUUGUCACCGCCGCCUGCAAGCUUGCGAAACUUCGUGGUUCAUCCAGCUUGGAAUUGCGUGACCUUCAAAUCGUCCUCGAACGUCAAUACAACAUUCGUGUUCCCGGAUUCUCGACUGACGAGAUUCGAACCGUUCGACGACCUCAACCCGCUCCAGGCUGGGCUCACAAGAUGAGUGCUGUGCAAGCUGCCAAAUUGACCGUUGGUGGAAGUGCUACUAACACGACUGGAACUGGCGGAAAGGACAACUGA